CGCCGUUCUUACCACGUCCAUCGUGUUUCUUUUGUUUACCUGCAUCAGCGACUGACGCCGGCGGUUCUUCAACUACCGUUCUUUGUGCGAUUGACUUCUUUAGACCUUCUUUCCGGUGCUCACCUUCCUCCCCGUUUCCACAAUGCUCGCCCGCACUGUCGGUCGUCGCGCGCUGACCUCCCGCGUCGCCUCCUCGCCCUCCCGCAAAUUCCUCACCACCUCUGCUGCGCCGAAGAAGCGGACAUGGAAGGGCGCCGCGGUUCGCUGGGGUUUGGCCGGAACUGGACUGUACUAUUAUAAUACGACCGAUAUCUUUGCGGAGCAAGAAGAAGCUGCCAUUAAUAGGUUAGAAGAGAGCAUCCACCAUAUCCAGCAGAGCGAGCUCCCAACCAUCGAAGCCAUCGUUGCCGAGAAGCGCGCACGCGCCGCUGCCCGCGCCGCCGAGGAUAAAGCAAAGGCCAAGGCCGCCGCAGCCGCAGAAGCCGCUGCUGCAGCUGCUGCAGCUGCACCGGCAUCAGAAGAGUCUGAGGGAAGCGCUACCCCUGCUACCGAAGGCGAGGACGAGAGCGCAGCCCCAGGCGGCUCAAUCGAAGACCUCGAAGCGGAAGCCGGCCAGGAAGGCGCCUUCAACCCCGAGACCGGCGAGAUCAACUGGGAUUGCCCCUGCCUAGGCGGCAUGGCACACGGACCCUGCGGCGAGGAGUUCCGCGAGGCGUUCAGCUGCUUCGUGCACAGCACUGAGGAGCCGAAGGGAAUGGAGUGUAUUGAGAAGUUCAAGGGAAUGCAGGAUUGUUUCCGGGCGCACCCGGAUAUGUACGGCGCGGAGCUCGAGGACGAGGAGGAGGAGCUAGAGGCUGAGAUCCGGGCGCAAGAGGCGGCUAAGGCGGAGGCACGGGAGGGUGAGGCCGCUGCUGCGGAAUCUCAGGAUGAUAAGGUCACGCCGAAGAAGGAGGCUCAGGAUGUCAAGGCGGCAGUGAAGGAGAAGGUUGAGGAGAAGACACCUGCACCAGCACACCCGGAAGCGGCCGAUGCGGUCGAGAAGGUGCUGCCGAAGACGGCAUACGAUGCGACUGAUGCUGAUGCAAAGGUGGACAAUGCCAAGGCGUAGAUUGGCAAAGGGUGAAUUGACAAGAAGGGUGUCUGGAUACCAAAAAAUAUUAGAUGGCUAGCGUCCCGAGAGCUGAUUUCAACAUGGGAACAGCGCCGGCGUAGGCAGGGAACCUGACAUAGUGCUCAGAGAAGGCUAGAUAUUGGAGUGUAUAUAUGUAUACUACUACUUUAGAUGUAAACCACCAUGUAACACGCAAAAGAAUAGAAACUCCACCU
Molecule: messenger RNA, 1326 nt
Organism: Pseudogymnoascus verrucosus
Lineage: Eukaryota; Fungi; Ascomycota; Leotiomycetes; Thelebolales; Thelebolaceae
Gene: MIA40
Product: Oxidoreductase
Exons: 3
Coding region: 143-1108 (321 amino acids)
Biological process (GO): protein import into mitochondrial intermembrane space
Cellular component (GO): mitochondrial intermembrane space
Molecular function (GO): protein-disulfide reductase activity
Source: RefSeq, a predicted model, not a curated record